Molecule: messenger RNA, 1826 nt
Organism: Schizosaccharomyces japonicus yFS275
Lineage: Eukaryota; Fungi; Ascomycota; Schizosaccharomycetes; Schizosaccharomycetales; Schizosaccharomycetaceae
Product: actin cortical patch component End3
Exons: 3
Coding region: 50-1114 (354 amino acids)
Molecular function (GO): calcium ion binding
Source: RefSeq, a predicted model, not a curated record
UGCUGCGGGUGAAAACGGCGCGGCUGAAUCGUGCGCUUCAGUAACAGGAAUGAACUCAGAAGAAAGAGAUAAGUAUUGGCGCAUUUUCCAAGGACUUGAGCCGAAAAAUGGCUAUCUGGAUCAAGGGAAAGCAGUCCAAGUGUUGAAGAGCAGCCGUCUGCCAGACUCGCAACUUGAGAAAUUAUGGGAUCUGGGAGACAUCGACGACGAUGGAACACUGGAUUUUGAUGAAUUUUGUGUCGUCAUGAAAAUCGCAUUUAGGCUGAUUAAUCAUGAAUUAUCUGAAGUGCCAAAGCACAUCCCAGAAGAGCUUGUCCCCGCGUCCAAACGACACUUGGUUGCAGCACGAAACGCACUCGCCGGUGAGGACAACAUGAAAAGCCUCGUGCAGGAGGUCGUAGAUGCAGACGCGGAUCCAGACGACGAUGAGCUGCGCGAUGGAUUCGAAUGGUACAUGAGCCCGAGUGAACGUGCACAGUACACGCAACGGUACACAGAGUGCUGUGAUGUGCACGGCAGAUGCACGUUUGAUUCACUCGCUGAUCGGUAUCCCAACACAAGGGUGCCGGGUGUGUGUGUACGUCGGGCCUGGCGAAUGGUAAAUCCCAAAAACGGGCAGACCAUCGACAAAGACCAAUGCCUUGUCUUUCUUCACAUACUCGAGAAGCGAGUUCUGGGCUACCGAAUCCCCCACCAGAUGCCCGCCAAUUUAAAGGCUAGUUUACGGCAUGAUCACAUUGACUACCGGGUAGAGCAUGCAAACACAAAGUCAAUUAACGACCAGGGUGCUGCUUCUCAGUCUCGGGAUGCUGGAAAAGAUCGUUCCUCCUACUCGACAACUCCCGAACACACGUCUGAUCGUGAUUGGGAACUUGUUGUUCUGAAACGGGAACUCGAUACGUACACGAAACGGGUGGCCCAAGAAGAAGAAGCAUUGUUUGAAUCGGAAAAGCAGGUUCGGGAAUUACAGCGCGAAAAGAGCCUGUUAGAAAAAGCACAGAAAAUUGCUCCCCUGGAUCAGCAGACUCGGCAUCAUCUGGAGGGAAGUCUUGCCUCACUGGAAAAGUGUGCUGAAAUGUUGGAGCAGCUACUUCGUAGAUGCUCUGCCAAGUAAAUGAAAGGAAACAGAGUCGUGAGAAUUAGAGGAAGCGUGUAUUGUGCUUCGUAUGCUGAAUGUGUGCAACUAUUACUUCUUGCUGCGGUUGAAAAACAAUUUCUUGGUGACCCAUCCAAAAAGUGCAGCACCCGAAAACACUGUACCAGCGACAAUGGCCAUUCCGAUGUAGCCGUCUGUAAGCGAAAAACUGUUAGUAAGUGUUGCAAAGACACGCAUACACACACUCUCUACUCCAUCAAAGCCGCCCUCUCCUUCAUACAAACCUUUUUUGACGUCGUGAUGAAUCAUUUCUCGAAGCAACGCAGCUUCGUUGUUCUUCGGUUCCUUAGCAAGAAACAUAUCAAUAUACCGGCGUGCCUCGUCGUAUUCAAAAAGCUUGUAGUAAGCCAGGGAAAUGUAAUACAGACACUCUAGUCUUCUCUCUGGAACUUCCUUAUAGAUACUUGAAAACAAGUUCAGUCCUUGGCGUUGUUGGUGCUCUGAGCUUGAACGAAUCAGUACCCAAGCAAGAUUGAACUGUGUCUGAACAGAGACAAUGGGUUUCUCCUUGUCAUAGGACUCCUUCACCUGUAAAUACUCUUCAACAGGAACUUCACGGCGGACAGCCGUAGGCGGUGGUAAACGAAUAUGAAUUUCUGAAGUGCUCAUGAUGAGUGAACUAAAGGACGUGUUAGCAGUACGGUUUAUGUUGAAUUUCCACGCGUAUUGC